UUCAUGAAAAAUGCAUUCAGUCUGGAAAUGUUCAGAUCAUUAUAUGUAGUACACUAAUCGACAUGAAACGGAAUCGCUUCACGUGUUCGGUGAUUUUUUUCGCAUCAUUAUUUUCGUUGAAGAACGCGAAUUGUGACAGUGAACUUUCAAAAGAGCGAAGUAACAAACCUAAACUUAAAGUAGCAGUUAUAUUGCCACUUUCUAAACCGAACUCGGAUAGACUUACAUGUUCAAAUGAAUUUUUUGAAGACGCUUUACAAAACGUGGAAGCUUUAUACUAUGCCUUGGACGAGAUAGAACAAAAUGACACACUUUCAAGAAAUUUUACCUUAACAAUUGAAGUAAUGGAGAAUUGCGGUCAACUGAUCUCAGAAUUGACAUAUCUUACAAAUUUAUCCAAGCAAUUGAUGGUGGAGCCUGUGUAUGCUGAAAAUGCAACAGUUGGCGUUAUCUACACAAAUGAUUUAACAAAGCUUAAAUACGACACGAUUUUCGAAUCAUUUCCACGGUUCCCACGAAUUAGCUAUUCAGGACCACCGGCAACAAUUGAAGAUGAGAGGGAGAUUGAAAAUGGUCACCCAUUUGGUUUGAUCAUGCUAACAUCCGGUCAUAUUUUCAUAGCAGAAGUAAUGUUUGAAAUUUUGAAACAAUUCAACUGGAAAUACAUUGCGAUAUAUCAUGAUGGUGAGUUUAUCAACUGAACCUUACCGUCGCCUGAAUCUGAACAAAAAUUAUCAAGCGGGACGCAAAUUCUCAAACAUCUGAUUGCAGACUCAGCAAGUUUUUCCCAGCCCUUUGACUAAAAAUUCAAGAGUUAAACUACGUAUUUUUAAAAUUUUUCCUAUUAAAUGGGGAUUUUUCAGCAGUUUUUGGAUUAAAUCCAGCAAUUUUGCAUUUUCGUAGGUUGCAAUUUCUCUCCAAUGGCAGAUUUUUUCAAGAAACGCGCGCAAGUAUUAGCUAUGAGUCAUGAAGUUUGUGCAAGUGCUACAUACUAUCGUUUCUGUCCGGUAAGUUGGUUUUUCAACGAAUUGAUACCUUGAAAUACCUACGUAUAUGCAAAUAAUCUCAAAUGCAACGACCGGUAAUAAAAUUCCGAGGAUAUCAAAUUUUCUAAAAGUUUUGUCACCUAACCAAAUUCGUUGUCGUUACAUUCAUAUCAGCAUUCGACCAUUUGGCAUGUCGGUUGUUUUCUUAGGUAGUUACCACGAUUCAAAUUUCUCCAGAAAUUGAAAAUCGCUCUGAAUGGGCCAAAAUGUUCAAAUUUUGCAAAUCGCUUAUAUUUUGAAUGAAAUAAAUAUUUUCUCGGCAGACAUUUCGCAUUAACUAUGAUAAAUUGAUAUCGAAAGAUAUCAUUGAAACUGGGGAAACGUUUUGGUACGCAGUGGUGCCGAUUUUUUUAAUAAUUUUUGCCAAUUUCAAUUUUUUUUUUGAUUCAUUACCUUCCAGUAUUUUAAAUCAUUUUGAUGUGCAAAAAAGCCAAUAAACGAUCGCUUUCAAUCAUUUCUAACCCAAAUUCUCACGGCAUAAAGACACUGCGUCAAAAAUGAAAUUCCAGGAUUUUUCAAAUUUCUGAAUCGUUACUUGAUGACAUUGAUUGAAAUGACGAGACUCACGUCAGUUUGAUAUGAUUAUGAACAGUAACUUCGAGUUAUGAAAUAAAUUAAAUGAAUAGAUGGCUUAAGUUCAACAAUAUGAUUCAGGACGAUAAAUUAUUCUACAUCAAAGAUGCAGAUCUGUUGGAAUACACGUAUAAAACAGUCGACGUGAUAAUUUGUUAUUGCGAAAAAGAACACCUCCAGAAUUUAAAGAAUUGGUUGAAAAUAUUUCGUAAAAAAUACAUUGUUAUUGCAGGGUUGGUAAAUAUUGAAUAAAUACAAACGUCGCAACAAGAACAGGUACUUACGUAGGUACUAAUAUUGCUUUGAAAAUACAUUUUGUUCUAUGAAUUCAUACAAUAGGAGUAUGGACCAAUACUGGGCGCGAAACGAAGUGAAUUGACCGUCAGAUUUAGGAGAACUGUAUUACGUCACACCAACCCCGCAAUACCAUGAAAAAUUCAACAAUUACUACACAGCUUUGUCAAUGAACAGUACUACGAAACACACUUACCUCAAAGAAUUCCGAGAACGGUACUUCGAGGCAAAAUUUGAUUCUAAAAUGAAGUACAUAGGAUCAUCCGCAAGCGUAUAUAGAGACACAUACAAAAAUGAUUCAAAAGCGACGGUCAACCUUAUUAAAUCACUUCACAUCAUGGCCCAUGUUUUGAAUGAAGUAGAUACCAAUGAUUCUUCUUACCGGCUAUCUGCGGCUCUCAAAACCGACCAUGUCAAAUUCGAAUUUUUAAAUGAAGAAUUGAGAUUUAGCUCAUUCAGACAUCUACCUGAAGGAGAAAAAUUUGAUAUACACAAAUUCAAAGCAAUAGGAAAUCACUCGGGCGACUUCUUCAAAAUCGGAGAGUAUGCGACACUUCGUGUUUUGGAUAACGGAGAUCGAACAGAAAUAAACGGAACAUUAAACAUAAAUUAUACACAUUUCAAGUAUUCAAAAGAUUAUCCGAAACGGACAUGCAGUAAACAAUGUUCUGCGGGAAACUUCAUGAAAGUAGAGAUCGUCCAAUGCUGUUGGGAAUGCGUUGCGUGUGAUGAUUUUGAAGUAUCAAAUGGUAGUAUUACUUCGUGCACCAAAUGCUCAUCAGGUACGGUUCCAGAUCAAAACAAAAGUGCCUGCAUAUCAAUAUCUCAGAUUCUUACACUUCCAAUUAAAUGGAAUGAUAGCCAGAAUUUGAUAUCUAUUGGGAUUUCUUCAUUUUCAAUCACAUUGACGGCGAUCGUAAUAUGGGUAUUUGUCAAGUAUCAGAAUACUCCUGCUGUCAAGUCAACCACCAGAGAGCUAUGUUACGUAAUGUUUGCGGGAAUUAUUUUGGUAAACCUUACACUCUCUAUUUCGGCAAUGACCUCGAACUUUAAAACACCAGACGGAAAAAUUCUACCUGCGGUAGGAUUCACAAUGAUAUAUGCCGCUCUGCUGGUGAAAACCAAUCGCAUUGCUCGCUUAUUGGUCACAUCCAAACAUAAAUUCGCCAACAUGAACCUCAAAUACGUGUCACUGAAAGCUCAGGUCUCCAUAACUUCGAUAUUAAUCGGAAUAGAAAUACUAAUAUGCUGGUUCGCAGUGAAAUUUCAUGAUCCAGAUCCAAACAUCAGAGGAAGUGACCUCGUUUUGAGAAUGUUUUAUUUGGAUAGUAUAUUUUUCAUCAAGAUAUUCGCUUUUGUGGCAUUAUUGAUAUUGUUUUGUACUUAUUACGCGUUCAAAACACGAAAUCUACCAGAAAAUUUCAACGAGACUAAAUGCAUUGGUUUUGCGAUGUACGCCACGGUAGUGACAGCAGUGGCUUUCAGCAUGGUAUAUUUUGCUACUGAUACAAGUAAUAAAAUAUUGGCGAUGAACUUAUGCGCCUCGAUUAACACUCUGACAAUUUUGAUUUUCUUGUUUGCACCGAAAUUGUACAUCAUCUUGUGGAAGCCUGAGAGGAAUACUAGAGUUUACUUUUCACCUGUUACGUCUAGUAUUCGCAGUUAUAUUGGAAAGGAAUCGCGUCCCAAUGCAUGCAAACCACUAAAUCAGUGUUACUCGCUUGAAACCUCAGGACCACAAUCCAGCUCUACUGAUGCAGUGGAGAGUGUAAAGGAAAACGAACGAAAUGUCAUCGAAAAAGUAAUUAAAGGAAUUGACUUUCAACAGAAAAUAUUAAAUCUAGAUACAUUGAAGGAGAAAGUCAAGACAGGCGAUUUACAACUUGAUGAAAUGAUAGAUGAUCUCCAAAAAGAAUAUUUUGAAAAGAUCGAAAAAGUAAAACUGAAAUAUAACGUGGACGUGAAUCGAGUAGAACAAAACGAAAUCAAGUAAGUAGAAAACAUAAUAUUUUCAACGCCCAUGUUCUAAUACUCUAAUUGAACGACUUUGAAGGUGGAGCUUUGUAAAUUGAAAUUACAAAUUUUUAAAUAAGUAUAGGUAAAGGAAUACCGAGGUCAAUUUUGGUACAUGGUGCGCAUUAUAUGUAUUUUCGUUUUUAAAUGUAAUUAGCUAGAAUAAAAUGUAAUU
Planococcus citri (citrus mealybug) is the source of this 4101-nucleotide messenger RNA. RefSeq names its product metabotropic glutamate receptor 1-like. Gene Ontology annotation, cellular component: plasma membrane; postsynaptic density membrane. The record is from RefSeq and is a predicted model, not a curated record. Bases 2083 to 3906 code for a protein of 607 amino acids. Gene Ontology annotation, molecular function: adenylate cyclase inhibiting G protein-coupled glutamate receptor activity; G protein-coupled receptor activity involved in regulation of postsynaptic membrane potential. The transcript is spliced from 13 exons. Lineage: Eukaryota; Metazoa; Arthropoda; Insecta; Hemiptera; Pseudococcidae. Gene Ontology annotation, biological process: G protein-coupled glutamate receptor signaling pathway; regulation of synaptic transmission, glutamatergic.